UUAGUUUAUGUCAUGUGACGACAAACAUGUCAACAUUAGUCUGCACUUCGAUGUUAACGACAGCAAAUUACCGCUGAAACGUCGUUUUAUAUUCAUGUAUGUCUGUGAGCAUGAUGUACUGUUAGCUUCUGAAGCUAAGAAAUUAAUGUUAGUUGUUUCCACUUUGGCUGUCAUUGCGCAGUUUGCUAUGCCUCAGUUAUUAAUUGUGGUGCACGUUGCAGGAUGGCUGGAUCUCAAACUGGCCAGUCCUCCCUUGUACAAAGCUUGGCCACACUCCUCCGAAAUGAUGGUGAUUUGGUGCUGGAUGGCAGCAGCACACUGACCCUUCCAGCCGCCAGCUUGCAGCAGCUCACUAGACUGUUUGAGCAGUACUUGUUGUCCAGGAGCCAGCAGCAUGGUUUCCUGGCACUGCCCUCCCAUCCUGCUGACACGGCUUCUUUGUUGCAACUGCAGUUCCUAUUUGACGUCCUUCAGAAGACUAUCUCCCUUAAGCUCAUCAACCCUCCGGAAGCGAAACUUCAGUCUGUGGUGAAAAUCUUUCCCUUCAAGUCUCUGAAGUGUUUAGAGUUAAAACGGGUGCCCCCGCAUUGUCUAGAAGGUCUUAGAGGAGUUUACUCUCAGUUGGAGGUGUUUACCUGCUCAAAAAGCCUCAGCUCAAUGGAGGAGCUUCUUUCUUUAUGUGGAGGCGACCUGAGCUCUGCACUGCCUUGGCUUGAACUGCAUACCCUCAACUUUAGCUACAACUACAUCGUCUGCCUUGACCAGUCACUAAGUUUACUUAAUGUCCUAAAAUCUUUGGAUUUAAGCCACAACAAGAUUCAAGAGUGUGCCGAAUUCCUAAAGCCACUGAGUGAGCUGGAACACUUGAAUCUUGGCUACAACUGCCUGCAGAGGGCGCCAACGCUAGGCCUGAGCACCAGAGCCAAACUAGUCACACUCAUCCUCAGGAAUAAUGAACUGGAGACCAUCAACGGCGUGGAGCAGUUGUCUGCACUUCAGCAUCUAGACCUGGCCUACAACCUCCUGUUGGAGCAUUCCCAGCUGGCCCCUCUCUCCCUGCUGCACUGCCUCUGCACACUGAACCUCGAGGGCAACCCGCUGUACUUCCAGAAAACCCAUCGCACUUGCACCGUCCGACAUCUGUCUCCAAAGGCUGCCAACCUUAGGUUUAAACUUGAUGGUACCCAGCUGUCCUCAUCUGAGUUAUCAGUCCUGCCAAAGCCAGGGCAGCUGAUUGUCCAAUCACAGCCUCCUCCUCCUCCUCCUCCUUCAGUCACCAUGGCACCAGAGCGGAAUAACCAGGACGUGUCCAGCGGUGCUGGGGAGCUGAGUGACAGCCAGUCAGUAGGGGAGGUGGGAGUCUCACACAUCCGCAAAAAGAAAUCCAAGAAUAAAAUUAAAGUGCGAAGGGCGAGCAUCUCUGAGCCCAGCGAUACAGACUACGAGACAAAACCACUGCCUUGCACACAGGCCAUCGUCCUUCCACAUCAGCAAGAGAUUGAGCGCAUGUCCAGUUUUAGAGAUCAGCUUGGCGAGGACUGGCUGCGCUACCAGCAUCAUCUGGACACAGAGUCUCCCUCUAACGCUAACACCACCGUUAGCACUGACCAGCCUCAGCAUCGAACCCUUCCCAAUGGCCUCAAUGCCAACCCACUUCCGUCCUCCACUCCUGCACCACAACCGUGUCCUCCUCCACCGUCCACAGAAACCCCUGAGGUUCUCCCUCCACCAUUGUUGUCCUCCGAGUUGAAGGCGGAGACAUUUGACGUGGAUGUGGAGGGGGACACAGAGUCCACACUGCAGUGGCCCGGUCACAGCUGUCCACUAACUGAAUCGACGUUAGAGGACUGCCAGGUGGACGUUCAGGAGGCAGGAUGUGGACAGGGGAACUCGCCCAGACUGACUCCAGAGUCCCAGAGGUCGGUGAGAGCAGGGAGUGGAGACGCCAAGGACGAUGAGGACGACGACGGCUUAGGAGUGGACCUGUGUCUUCCUCUGCUUGUUGGUGUCCUGUCCAACAAAGAAGAGGACAACAUGGAGCAGGUAGAUGGCGCCAUCAGGAGGACAGAGGUGUUCCUGCGGGUCAAACAGGGUCUGCUGCUAGAGGUGGACACGCAGCGUGGCCGGGAGCGAUGCCGCCUGGAGCUGGACAGCCUGAAUGCCGUGGAGACCACAGAGGCCAGCUGGACCCGAGGGGAAACAGACAAGAAGCUUCCAGCUGUGGAGCUGCAGUUCGACUACAUCAGCAGAGAGAAGAGGAGGAGAUGUUACGUCCUCCUGGAUGAUGAGCCACAACAGGCGUUACAGGCCCUGAUUGAUGUACUUUCUCGUGUGGUGGAGGAGAACCAGCGUCAGGACUCCAUCUUUGGCCCCAGCAGCGUUCGUCUGCAGUGCCUUCGCUGCAGGUCAGAGUUCACGCUCCAGGCAGACGGCAGUGACGAGGAGCCGGGGUCCAGAGCCAGGAGGCGAGGGGCCGCUAUGCUACCAGGAGGAGAAAGGGAGGUGGAGGAGGAGCUGACGGAGUGUGAUGACGGCAUCAAAGAGAAAAGUAUGUUAUGUCCAGAAUGUGGUAGUGACCAUGUGGUCCAGCUUGAUGGCCAGUCCACUCCUUACAGCAGUACACCCGUCAGCCAUCCACCAAGGCCGAACGGCGAGGACGAUCAUCUGGACGUAACCCAGAGCACUCAAAGCGCCAAUCAGGAGGAUAACACAGAUGGCAGCCUUAGCAGUAGUCCCAUCCUGGAAUCCACUAACGUCACCGAAGACCCCACCUCGGCCUUCGUUACUGCCAGAAGCUCCUUCUUCAUCGGGGAGGCCCAGACCGACACCUGCAGCCUUUCUUCUAACACGGAGGGUAAAGAAGAGCUGGCUGGGAGCUACCGCUACACAGAUCCUAACAUGACAUCAGCAGAGGCCGCCGCCUGUCCUUCAGGGAGAUCCACACCAAAUCCAAGCGAUGAGUUGGACCUGCUGACAGAGGACUAUGAGUUCGUGGACCAUCGGCUCAAACUUUUCCUGGAUGUAGAGGUCUUUGAGGAUGAAGAGGAGCUUCAUUUUUUCCUUAAGAUUUCAGCGGUCAAAUUUGGAGAGCCAGGAGAGGUUCCGUCUCUGUUGGUGGUGUCAAACCAGAGGAUCUAUUUCUUGGAAAUGACAUCAGAGACACACAGAGGCCAGCUCUCUGAUUGGCUCCAAAAGAGGGACAGCCACCCAAUAAUGGAGCUCAGCUACCUGGAGGUGGGGCUGGGCUCUCAGAGCAUCCACAUGGAGUUUGGGAACAGUGGCACGGCCUACACACUCCUCAUCAGGGACAGUUUACGCUGCAAGAAAUUCUUUGGCCAGUUGACAGGAAUCGUACGUGAAAUGGCCCACAAGUCUGACAGUUUGCUCAAGUCUAUCUCCACCACGAGACUCAACCCACAGCACCACCUCUGGCCUCUGGUAUGUGAAGACAUCCAGGCAGACAUGGAGGACGGCCAGCUGCAGUUCUUCUACAUUCUGGCUUUCGUCCUGCAAGAGGGCUUUUGGACUCCACUGACUGUCUUAGCAACACGAGAAACUCUGUAUCUGCUCAGAGAGGACCACCAAUGGAGGAAGACCUCAAAUGACCUCUCGGCCAAUGAAAAUGCAGAACCCUGCAGCGGGAGUGUCACCAUUUUAGAAACGCUGCCCAUCAGCUGUGUGAGCUCCAUUCUCCUGUGGCCCUCAGACUCCUGCAGGAUGGAUAUUAAGCUUUAUGAUGAGACUGUGAAGCAGGAGAAGACGUGGUGUGUUCGUUCAGAGAGCUCCGAUCUCCUCCAGGACCUGCAGGCCUGGGUCCGAGCACAGUGGGAGGCCAUGUUCGGAGUCAAACUAGACACAAACCUGCAAGACGAAGCGACAUGAUGGGAGGGCAGCCAGAAAAAGAUCAGUGUGUUGAUACUUAGAAUUGCUGUGAGGGCCAUGAGGGAAUGUGUGUAUUUUCUCUGCACUCAGUCCAGUCCUGUUAUGUUCAUCGCUUUCAUUGUCUUUUAGGCCAGGAAUGUAGAAGUGAUUGCACUCAUUCAUGUGGUCUACAAGACUGUGAAAGCACUGGUUGCAUAAUAAUUUCUUCUCUAGAUACAAUCCCUUGAACUUUUCUACAUCUGAAAUGGAGUGUGCCUUGUUUCCUGUUUUCUUUCUUUGUGAGAGUUCUAUUUGGAAUGCACCUUAAUGCACCACUAAGCUUUUGUCCAGUAGAACUACAUUUGUCGCCAGAGGUGCAAUCGGUUGUGAAGCGACGGUAACACACAGACACACACACAACAAUAUAAUUUAUGAAUAAGCAUAACAGAUAUACACAUCAAAUGGCCAUCGUUAAAGAGGAAACUGAUCAACAGAAUCAGUUGGAAAAAAAAGACAUAAUAUUUGUAAGCUAAUAAAUAGCCUGAUAUUACAACAAUAAAAAGUAAUAUUUUGACAAUAUUCUUCUUAAGUCAUCUUAAUAUUUUAAUCUUAAACUUGCAAUAUUUUGAGAAAAAAGUAUUUCAUUUCAAACUAUCAGGUUAUUUUUUUUCCUGGAUACCCAGACAUGCUACUUGUGAGUGAUUCAAGGACCCGAGCCCCUGAUGUGUGUGUUAUCUGUGUGUUUGAAUAAAUUUUUGUGACAUCCUCAUGGUUUGAGGUUCCUCUCACAUGUUCCCCCACACCUUUUAAUCCCAACUGGGGGUCAUGUGAUGUGUCUCAGCAUCGUGGGUAAUGUGCAUAAAAAUACCACAAGUGCAAACCUGCAGAAAGAAACACAAACAUGGGAACAGAGCUUAUUUCUUUAUGUUCUUUAUAUUUAUUUUUGUUUAUUUUCAUAAUUUACUGUCACAGCUGUCAUUCGGUAAGUAGCCUCUACUGCUACUAAUAAUGUGUGUCAAGUUGUAAAACGGGCAGUGGAGCAGAGAUGUGAAUCUGCAUAUUUUCAUCAUGUUCAGAUGUAGGAAAGAUCCAAAUACAGUACUGGUAAUUUAGAGGUAGAUGUACAUGUAACUUAAUUUAUUUGUUUGUUAGCAUUUUUGAUUAAAAAGUGUAUUUUAUUUUUAUAUAAAUACAAAAAGCAUCGAGCUGUUAUUGGGAUUUUUUUUUUCCUUUUUUAAUAUUUUGUGUUAUAAGCUCUUUAUUUCUUGCCACCACAGAGUAAUAAAGUAGUUCUUUUUAAAGCUGUUUAAUAACUAUAACUUAUUACCAUGACAGUACUACAGGUCAUAUUAAAAAAAAACAAAAACAUGUUGACAAAAAUUGUAUGACAUGAUCCAGACAAAGUGAAGGCUGAAUGUUUUCAUGCUUUCGUCAUGCUGCCACAAAACACUAUUUGAAUACAUAAAAUUUACACCUAUUUCCCCUCGGGGAAGCAGAAGUCUGGCAUUUUUACAUGCACCCUCUGACCCUGGCUCUAUCAGUUUGUCAAUCUAAUUACUUUCAUGUCAGUGCUUGAUAUGUGCAUGUGAUAAUGUCUCAGAUUGUGUAAAUAUGACCUGAAGAAGAAGGUCAUGUGUACAUUAACUCUGUAGAAAAACUUCUGACAGGUAAUUAGUGCGAUUAACUUUUCACAUUUGCACAUUCCUGCAGUGAUAAACACAUUAGCUAGGAGUGGUACGUUAACAGUAGCUGUCUUGUCAGCCAUAAAAAAAAUGUUCUGUUUUUGUCCCUAAAAUGAUGCUCUUUGGAAUACAUGUUUUAUUCAGAUUAUGUCUAGCAUAAAGGUGUGGUCCGAGCUCUUCUUCAGGUGAAAAGACACAUGUUUACUACUGUGUCAUUUAACGUUAUCCACGCUAGCAUUACCAGCUACACUAUCAAAUAGGUUUUAUUUCACUUUAAAAUACAGUUCAAUGCCCUUCUGUUCUUUGCCUUUCAGUCAGUGAUAAUGAUUUGUUUGAUUCCCAGUGUUUGACUUGAAACUGGAGCCCAAAAGCACAACAUUAUCCUUUUAAACGCAGCAUUGAUGUCAAAAGAAAAUGGCCGCCAUGUGAAUUAAGC
This is a messenger RNA of Sphaeramia orbicularis (orbiculate cardinalfish), 5979 nucleotides long. RefSeq names its product serine/threonine kinase 11 interacting protein (gene stk11ip). The transcript is spliced from 26 exons. NCBI's taxonomy places the organism in Eukaryota, Metazoa, Chordata, Actinopteri, Kurtiformes, Apogonidae. The record is from RefSeq and is a predicted model, not a curated record. Bases 223 to 3882 code for a protein of 1219 amino acids. Gene Ontology annotation, cellular component: cytoplasm. Gene Ontology annotation, molecular function: protein binding. Gene Ontology annotation, biological process: intracellular protein localization.